This is a messenger RNA of Penicillium bovifimosum, 456 nucleotides long. RefSeq lists its product as uncharacterized. The record is from RefSeq and is a predicted model, not a curated record. The transcript is spliced from 3 exons. The coding region runs from base 1 to 456 and encodes 151 amino acids. NCBI's taxonomy places the organism in Eukaryota, Fungi, Ascomycota, Eurotiomycetes, Eurotiales, Aspergillaceae.
AUGACCACCCGCAAGAGAAAGCAAGAGACCGAGGAGGAACUCCAGGCCCUUCCUAGCGAAGAAAGUGAAGAGGAGGAGGAGUAUGAAGACUCCGAGGUUGAAGGCGAGGGAAGCGAGGGUGAAGAGGAUGAGGAAGAGGUCGAGGGCGAGUCUGAGUCAGAUGAAGAUGAGGAGGAAGAGACAACAGCCGAGACUAAGCCUAAAGCUGAAGCUAAAGAUGAAGGCGCCCCGGUUGCUAAGAAGCAGAAGACUGCGCCCGCUGACGAUAAGGAUGUCGAGGUUGCUGAGGGCGGGGAGAACGGCGCGAAAGAUGAAGUGCCCGAAGAGAACGGCAAGGAGGAGGAUGCCGAGACUGCUGACAAGAGUGCUCCUGCUGCUGCUGCUUCGGAAAAGGGCGAUGUCGUUCCUAAGGAGUCGGAUGUUCCUGAAGUUCAGGAGGCUGCUAAGGAAGAGUAA